Messenger RNA from Microbotryum saponariae, 3474 nucleotides. NCBI's taxonomy places the organism in Eukaryota, Fungi, Basidiomycota, Microbotryomycetes, Microbotryales, Microbotryaceae. The record is from the annotation of a GenBank genome assembly.
AUGGCCGAUCAAUCCGUCCAGGGGCAAUCUCAGUCCGCGGCAUUGACCAGUGCCCAACCCGCUCGGACCCAUGUUGUAAGUGAUCGCAGCCUGCUGCGGGUCACGUGCAGAGCCCCUCCCCCUGCCCUCCCUCCCUGCUCACCCGUCCGACUCUGAACGUUGGCUCUAGUGUCAAGCGCCGGGCUGCACUCAUUCGUAUGCCCGUAUAGAACACCUCGGUGAGCCCAUGCCGGAACCCGUUCUUCAGGUUCGAGUGGGAAUGCGCACGCGUGCUGACGCGGUCUCGGCCUCGCGCAGAGCGUCACGCCCGGACACACGAGCCCGGACACAAAUAUUCGUGUACUACCGUGGGUCUCGUAUCUGCUUUCCCUGUGAGCAUGAUCACGACUGACCCCGCGGAUGUAUCCAUCACAGUGCGGCCGCGGCUUUGCUCGAAUGUGAGCGCGCUUUCUCUCUGGCUGUGGCUGUGGCUGUUUGCUCCGCCUGGACCCGCAACAUGAUCUUUUUGGGGGCAGUAGCUCAUGUCGCUGCCGGUCCGUACCUUCGUUAUGCAGAGACGUACUCAAGCGACACGAAAAGGUGUGUGCUUCGAUGCAGCUCCUUCCAUUCGAGGUCUUCUGGAUACCGAACAAACUCGAUAUGAUUCAGCUGCAUCAACGCGACGCCGAGUCGGGACUUUUACAGACAAACUCAACCGUUCGGAAACAGGCUGCUCUAGAGCGCACUGCAAGGGGUGAGCCGCGUGAAAAAGUUUCACUUCUAACGCCCUUAGGCGGAAUGAGCUACUACUGACGCCGAUGAUCCCUCUUCUUUCUUCUAGCCUGUCUGGCCUGCGCUGCUUCAAAGGUGCGAAUUGUUUUCUGCUCUUGUCGGGUGGAACCCUACCGGGGGUGGCUAAGCGGUUCAGGUUCCCGUCUUGACAGGUCAAGUGCUCCGGAGUACCCAACUGCGAACGGUGUACCAAUUCUGGUCGUGACUGCGUCGCAGCGGUUGAACAAAGUACCGAUCGUCAGCCCUCGCGCAAACGAGCUCGACCCGGGUCCCUGUCAGCCAGCGACAUCGUCGAGCCGAGCGACUACCUCGUCGACCCCUCGAUCGCUAACACCGAGACCGAAGCGAGGUGCGUGAACUAUGCGAAACACUCUCCGCCUGCUCCGGCAGAGGUCCACUAACUCCACGUCCCGACUCUCAGCCUGUCCCUCAUCGAGAUGGCGCUCCAACCGAGUGACGGAUUCUCGCUCGACACGGCCCCUACGCGCAACUUCGAAGACGUAUCGGGCCACUUUCCAUCCGUCCAGACCGAUCACAACCCGGACUUCACCCAUACUCUCAACUCGCUAUUUCAGCCCAUGCUGUCGUUAGGUCCACUCAGCGCUGAUGAUUUGGCAGACCCCUUCGACACCAUUUUCGGCGUCUCAACCGGACCACUGCAGCUCAACCAGGAUAAUCCCAACUUUUCGUUCGAAUGGCUUGGUAAUCAGCAACAAACGCCGCUGUGGAACUCGUUCACGUCACCGCAAGGGGGAAAUCCGCCUUUUGACAGCGGUGCAGAUGAUGGUGUACCGUCCUCGCAGGGCAAUCGGGUUGGGGGACGCGUUACCUUGGCACCAGGCGGGCUGGCAACUCGACAUGGCUCUCCGGUCGCAGACAACGAGUGCCCUCCCGAUCGUCCGUGGCCCAUGGUCUGGAAUCCGACAAAACAUGACAGUCAGAUCGAGGUCGACGGUACGAUGCCGGGUGCGUUCGAGAGGGACGAGCUGGCAGACCAUGACCCACCGUCGUUUCUUCCGAUGGACAACGAUGUUCGGAUGUGCAUCCUGGAGGCGCUACAGUUUGCCAAAUUGCAAGGCCAUGGAUACCACGCCGUGUUCAGGACCCUUGCAAAUAUGUCGUUGAAGGUGUACAACCACUUCAUCUCCCUCUACUUCACCCACGUGCACCGGCGAUUGCCGAUGCUUCACCUCCCGUCAUUCAAUCCGCGCAAGACGUUCGGACUCUUGCUCCUUUCCAUGACCGCAAUAGGAGCGCUGUAUGCGCAGAUGCCCCGUGCGCACGCUUUGGGGCGCAUCUUGAUCAGCGUCGCCAAACUAGCGAUUGGCCAGCUGACCGUCGACGACAAUCGACAUGCGCGUAGUUUGCCGACUUUGCAGGCGAAUCUGCUAUGCUCGGUCGCAAAAUGGCUCGGCUCGGCUCGGUCUCUCGAGUUGACCGAAGUAUAUCGAGGCACCCAUACGACGGCCCUGCGCCGUUUGGGCAUUUUUGAAGACGUCGUGCCGGAGAUGGCCCCGGAUGCGUCCAUCCAGUCGCAGUGGGCGCACUUCAUCAAGUACGAGGAACGAAAGAGGACGGCCGCGGUGUGCUUCCUACUCGAAUCAGAGAUGACGACGUUGCUACACUUGCCGCCGCACGUGCCCUUCGCUGAGCUCCAAGUGGCUCUACCGUGCGACGAAGAGCUGUGGAACGCACCCACGGCCGAAAGGUGGUACGAACUGCGACAAUCAAGGUCGAACUCGAUGCAAACGCAGGCGAUCGCCAAGCUCAUCACCGCCGACACCAACUACUCUCUACCACCCAGCAUCGCGAUCUCUCCACUAGGCCACGAGGUGCUCGUCAACGGUCUGCACAUCAUGAUGUACUCUGCUCGGCAGUUGCAGCAGGUCGGGCUCGAGCAUCUGAGCGAACAGGCCGGUGCACACGUUCGCAAGGCGCUCAGCCGCCUCAGCAAAGGCUAUGACGAAUUUUCGCCCGUCUUUGGCGAAAACAACAAUAGCGAUGUCGACUUCACGCCCGCCUAUGUGUCCUAUCACAUGGCCCACUUGGCGUCGUACCUUGCCCUCGCCGAUUUGGAUGCAGUCGCCGGAAGGGGCUCGUCCGCGAAGAGCCGUACAACGAAUCAAAACGUAAGUUUCGGUUGUUACCGGCCCCAUUCAACAAGUGUAUUCCCUGAUCCUUCCUAUGUGGAUCUCACAGCUCAUUGCAUGGAUGAAGUCAAAACCUGAUAAAGCUCGUGCCGUGGCAGUUCACUCCGGACAAGUGGUUCGACGCAUCCGCGAUAAGCCCCUGUUUGGCAAGUCAUUCACCCCUCUCGCCGUCUGAGUCCUCUUCGAGGUCGAGUGCUCACAUUUUUGUCUUCCGUCACUGGGUCUUGCAGCGACUUACGAGCCCUCUUCAGUGUUUUACGCCGCACUUUGCCUUCAUCUAUACGCGCUCUCGGUCGAUCCGCUGCUCAACAUCUCGCCCGGACCCAUCAGCACCUUCCCGCUCGACCAGGCCCAGCAGGGCGAGCAGGUGAUCACAUGGGUGGCAAUCGGCGGGUCUUUUGCAUCAUUACAAGGGGUCGAUUGUCUCGCCGGAUCAGCGGCCGCCUCACAGGUGUUGAUCAUGCUCGCAGGUCUGAGCAAUUGGUCCGGACGGGCGUGGCGGAUAGGACAUGUGCUCAAAGAUGUGCUGCAGGCUGUCGCUUCCUCUCUCUGA